This is a messenger RNA of Bursaphelenchus okinawaensis, 1525 nucleotides long. The record is from the annotation of a GenBank genome assembly. NCBI's taxonomy places the organism in Eukaryota, Metazoa, Nematoda, Chromadorea, Rhabditida, Aphelenchoididae.
AUGGGUAUCUUGCCGCCUAAUGAUCCUCGCCAACCGCCUCAAUUCCGGCGAAUUGAAGAUGCCGCUCAUAUUACAUAUGACGAGUAAGUUUCUUGGCAUCAUUUCUUGGUUUUUAGGAUAUGUUUGAUCCCAAAUGACCUUGAUAUAGGUAAUCAUGUUAUGGUAUGACUCUUCAAAAAAUUAUUUUUGAAGGUCAUUUUUGAGUUUUUUAGAAAAAAUUUGAAGUGAUUGUUUAACAAAUUAAUUAGCAAUGUUUCAGUUACACUUUUGAGGAGUCUGACGCUGAAGAUGAUGUUGUAGUAAUCAUUGAGCGUCCGGUCUCCGAGUCGGAUUCGGAUUCUGGACAUCCGAAUGAGUUUGGCGACCGUAAUUCGCGAAGGAAGGCUAAGUACACGGCCAGAAAGGCGGUGCGCGAAGCUAGAAAGUCCAUCAACUUGGGCCAAGGCGAUGGGAUCAAUAUUAAGAAGAACAUGGGAGCUAGGAAAUGGAGACGGCUGGAAAACGGUAAGAAUUUUAUAUUAUUUUUGGUUUUUAGGCGGGAAUUAGUGAUAUUGUCCCGAAUUUAGUUUAUUUUUUUUGUUAAAACUGAAAAGGAAAAUAUUUUUUAUUCACAUUGAACCUUUAGCUCGGAUUUUGGCUAGCUUCACCGAUGCAUCUGACAUUUGUUAUGAUUGUUCUGAUCUGGUUCCCGAGCAUUUGUCCGCAUUUGCUCGUAUUUUACAAGACAAAGAAUGCAUGAAGGUACUUUAUUAGAAUUUUCAGGCUUUGUUUUAAUAAAAUGAAAAUUCAGUUUAAAAACAAACUGUUUACCUUUUAAAUCACUGACUAUGGCACCAAAAUGUGCUGUUUUGGCUUAUAGAAAAGAUUAAACUUAUAGAAGAUUAAACUAUGUUUUUUAGGCCUGGAAUGAAUUUAUCGAGAAGGACGAAGAUGAGCAAAAUGCAUAUCUGGCUGAUUUGGAGAAUGAGAUUGGUCUCGAAGACUCGUUUGAACAUCUGUCGCUGGAUUCUGAUGUUAUGAUUGACCGAGAUUCAAGAAAGCGUAAGAUAUUUAAAUUUUUGUAGAUUUUGCGUUGAAAUUUUGAUAAAAUGUGCAUUUUCAGACUCAAAAAAUAUAUUUUUGAUGCAAAAAUAAAAUGAUAUACUAUUUAUCAAAAAAUAUUGUUUUAGACCACCCAGCUUAUUCAACCAAUUUGGCCUUCCAACAACUUGACCGUCGCUUCCGUAGCGCUUUGAGUAAACGUCACGUACCCCUCGACAUGAUCGAGUCUCUGGAAGCGAUUCUACGCAAAACCUUUGUUCAAGACCCGGCUACAAUCUGGACUGACACUUGUGAUUCGUCGUUUAGAAGGUUUUACAUCCAUGCUGUCGCUCAAUACCUGAAACUCAAAUCGAAAAGCGGCCCGGGCCGAGGACGGAUAAAGGAGACUCAAGUCUUCAACUCGUGCUCUUCGUUUACCCCGCCUGAUGUCAAGUUGGCGUCGGUUAUACGAUCCGCUCGAAAUGCCUCAAGACAAAUCAGUUAA